AUGAAUGGGAACGAGGCUGACGAGAGAAUCGGGAAACGUAUUUACAACAUGGAUAUUGAGGAGCUCCACUCGGACAUCCAGAGUGAAUUCCAGCACGUCUCUAUGGGUGCAGGUGACAUGGAGGCUGUGGAGGCUCUGAUGUCCAUGACUAAGCACUGGAAAAGUAGAAGCUUCAGGCUUAGACACUUAAGACCCCUGACUCCGUCCUCAGACUGUUCAGAGGACGACUCUGCCCCCCCUGGGACUGCAGUGCUACAGGAUCAUCCUUUGCACCACCAUACAGCCCACCCCACUGUGACGCCAGCCAUCCACCCUCAGCAGCUAACCUUGCAUCAACUCGAAGUAGCCAGAAGUCCGACCUGGCAGCCAACAGAAGAGACUCAUCCACACUCACGUGCUGCUACUUCCCAGCAGAUGUUCCAGUGCACCAGUGUGAUCCGCCACACUGCGGAUGGCCUGCACUGCUGCUGUAACAUCCACCCUGUCCCGAAGGAGGACAGUCUCACCCACGUUCAUACAAGAGACUCUAAAAAUGAGCUGAACUUUGAAGAUGGGCUGAACAGUAGAGACUCUGAGAAGAUUAUUAUAACGCACUCUGACUCUGCUUUGCCUAAUGUGCUAGAGAUCAGCCAGCCCCGAAUGAGUCUUUCAGGCCCAGGUGAUAAAUCAAACACACCUCAGUCUGUCUCCUCUGUCCCAGCUGGUGUUAAUGGAGUCUCUCCUGUGCCUGUCUACUGCCAGAUUCUUCCUGUCUCUUCUGUUCCCACCACUGUUGUGCAAAAACCUUUCACAGGCACUGAGAGUCAGAGGCAACACCCACUACCUAUAGCAUCAGCAAUUACAACUGUGCACGUAGCACAACAACAGCAGCACAAACAACAACAUGCACUACCGCAACCACAAACCCAAGCGGCAUCCUCUGCCCAGGUCUUCCUCCUUGGGGGACAGGUUGCAAAAGGCCCCCUAAUGCUCCUUGUCCCUCAGCAGGCUGUUCCGACUCUCUACGUUAAGCCAGCGCUGGUGACACCUGGUGGUACCAGGUACCAGCCAUCGCCCCCUGCACCUGGUCACACCGUGUUGGAGCAAAGACACAGCCCCCUUCAGCCUGAGUUGUCCCGUGUACGCAGUCAUAUUUGUCCCCAUGAGGACUGCAACAAGACCUACUUCAAGAGCUCCCACCUCAAGGCCCACAUGAGGACACACACAGGUGAGAGGCCCUUCAAAUGCAAGUGGGAGGGCUGUGAGAGGCGAUUCGCUCGCUCUGAUGAGCUGUCUCGCCACCGUCGAACCCACACAGGAGAGAAAAAGUUUGUCUGUCCCAUGUGCCUCACCCGCUUCAUGCGCAGCGACCACCUGGCCAAGCAUGCCCGGAGACACCUAGCAGCAAGGAAGACGCCCUGCUGGACAUUAGGGGUCACCCAGACUGCUGACCUCUCUGCUUCUACAAUACUCUAAAGGAUCCAAAUGAGACGCCAAAGUAAAAACUGUGAAACUGUACAAUUGAGAUUUUUUGUUGGUGGGUCUCACAGCACAGAGGACUGUGUGCCUAAUUUGAACAGUUGCAUAACACUGCUAAACCUAACAGUAAAUUAAACUGCAUGUGAAGUCUUUGCUGCUGCUGCUGUUGCUUAAUAAGUAUAGUUGAAAAUGAACGAAGGUAAUGAAUCUGUUUACAUUUGACUUCCAACUACUGUAUUUCCUGAAACAGAGCAGUUACACUGAAAGUAUCAAAUGUACAUAACACUUUUACAAAUCAUGCUAAUUGUAUGUUUACCUGUCAGUGAAAUUUGACCAAAGAACAUUGAAUAGUUUUUCUUUUGUGGCAUAUGAGAAUCUAUUUGUUAUACAACAAUUUUGCACAGUGCUCUUUUCUUGGAGGGAAAGAAGAAUUCUUUAUUAAACUUGAAUACAUA
Messenger RNA from Lates calcarifer (barramundi perch), 1913 nucleotides. RefSeq names its product Krueppel-like factor 10. Gene Ontology annotation, biological process: regulation of transcription by RNA polymerase II. Gene Ontology annotation, molecular function: DNA-binding transcription factor activity, RNA polymerase II-specific; RNA polymerase II cis-regulatory region sequence-specific DNA binding. The record is from RefSeq and is a predicted model, not a curated record. NCBI's taxonomy places the organism in Eukaryota, Metazoa, Chordata, Actinopteri, Centropomidae.